This is a messenger RNA of Thecamonas trahens ATCC 50062, 1425 nucleotides long. RefSeq lists its product as uncharacterized. Gene Ontology annotation, biological process: tRNA methylation. Gene Ontology annotation, cellular component: cytoplasm. Bases 1 to 1425 code for a protein of 474 amino acids. Gene Ontology annotation, molecular function: protein binding. The transcript has 2 exons. The record is from RefSeq and is a predicted model, not a curated record. Lineage: Eukaryota; Apusomonadida; Apusomonadidae.
AUGUACUCGACCGGCCGCGAUGGCACUGUAUCAGCUCUUAUCCUCACUACCGCCCACUGCGACGCUGUUGUCGACUCGGGCGUCGCCUCACAGACCGCCGACGGCAUGUGGGUGCUUGAUGCUGUUGCCACUCAGCUGUACGACGUUUCGCGGCAAGCAUCGAUCGGGCUCCAGCUCGGGCACAAGUGGCGGCUGACUGACGAGCUGACUGAGAUUGUGGCCGUGGCCGAGGAUGCCGAGACCGGCGACGUCAUUGUUGCUGGCCAUCGCGGCGGCUGGUUUGCUGUGGUCGAUUUGACGUCUGGCGCGGCGCUGGUCAAGUUUCACACCUCGUCAGCGGGCUACCAGGCUCCGACGGUCUUUAGCGCCUGCACGCCGCAUGCCGAGUCUUGGCGGGUCGCCUUUGCCCGCGCCGACGGCGUAGUCACCGAGCUUGCGCCGGUUUCGCUGCUGGGGCGGGCGGCGGAGGUGGUUACGAGCAGGACGCUCCGGCCGUCGAUCCACGGCCGCAACAUCGGCGCCAUUGCUGUGGCGACGCCGGGCGGCGACGACGACGCUUUGCUGUACACCUUUACCGGCUCGAUCGACGGCAUGGUCCAAGUCUGCCGAGUCGCCGGCGAUGGCAGAGCACUCGAGCCGAUUACACGCCUCGACGCGCACGACUCGAUCGUGCGAGCGAUCGCGGUGCUCGAGCACAGCAGAGGCCGGCUGGUGGCGACUGGCGGUGGCGGCGACGGGCUGACCGUGUGGCGCGAGCGCGGGAUCGGACGCGAUAGGCUGUACGAGUGUGUGGUCCACGUUCACGCGCCCAAGGCCCAGACCAAGUCACGGAUCAUGGCGCUUGAGGCGUAUGAGCUCGGCAACGACGGCGGCUGGCUCGGCCUGGUCGUUGCGGCUUCGAACUCGCGGGUCUCGCUAGCGCGAGUUGAGCUUGCCACUGGCAUCCUUCACUGGCGCCCACGCGGAUUCGGCUCGAGCGCGGCCGCGCCGACCUCGAUCGAUGUCGGAUCGUGCCCGCUGGCGUCGGCGUCGGACGCUGUGCCGGGCACAGCUUGCAGCCUGGCCGUUGUCGGGCUCACUUCUGGUGAGCUUGCUGUCUUUAUCGUCGAUCGCGACACAAUCGACGGGCUGACGCUUGGCGUCACAAUUGCGGCGCACGCGACCGGCGCAAACGCGGUGGCGCUGGAACGGGCGCCAGAGUACGACGACGCCGCCGCUGGCACGCUUGCGUGGUGGGUGGCGAGCGGCGGCGACGACCAUGCCCUGGUGGCGAGCCUGGUGCAUGCGACGGUGGCCGGCGGCAGUGUGUGUCAAGUGACGCACGAGAGCCAGCGGACGCUGCGAUGCAGUGGCGCGGCGGCGUCGGCCAUCACCGGCGUGGCGCUGGCCAUGCCGUACGCGGUCUCCGCGCGAGGCGCCAAGUGA